Molecule: messenger RNA, 1378 nt
Organism: Monascus purpureus
Lineage: Eukaryota; Fungi; Ascomycota; Eurotiomycetes; Eurotiales; Aspergillaceae
Source: the annotation of a GenBank genome assembly
GUCUGCUCGCGAUGUGAUGAAUUCGGCUUACUGAUACCAACGCCGUCGGUUUUCAUUGUUUUUUGUUAUUUUUUCCACAGCUAGCAUGUCGAUUCUUUAAUGUCGUCUACUUAAAUUGUCACAAGCCAUACGUUGUUCUAUCGAGGCCAGGAUUCUUUCUUCCCCUUCGCGUCACCUAACCAACCGACACCAUGUCCUCCCUCACCCCCCUCUCUCAAAUCCCAACCAUCUCUCUCCUCUACAAAAUCAAACGCCUAGCCCCCGUGGCCAAACCCCUCACCACCCCCUCGCAACUCCACAACGACACCAUCGCCCUCAUCCGCACCGACAUCACAAAGCUCCAAGUGGACUGUAUCGUCAACGCAGCCAAUGAAUCCCUCCUGGGCGGCGGCGGCGUCGACGGCGCUAUCCACCGCGCCGCGGGUCCGGAGCUGUUAGAAGAAUGUCGCACCCUCAACGGCUGCAGGACCGGCGAUGCGAAGAUCACGGCUGCCUAUAAGCUCCCCUGCAGGAGAAUCAUCCAUACGGUUGGACCGGUGUAUUAUCGUGAGAAGCGGCCGGAGGCGCUCUUGCGGAGUUGCUAUCGUCGCAGUCUUGAGUUGGCUGUUGAAAAUGGGCUGAAGAGUAUUGCUUUUUCUGCUAUUAGUACCGGUGUUUAUGGAUACCCGAGUCCAGAAGCGGCGAGGACAGUCGUGGAUGAGGUUAGGAAGUUCCUCGAUGAGCCGGGGCAUAUUGGGAAGUUGGAGAGGGUUAUAUUUUGUAACUUUGAGGUGAAGGAUGAGGUUGCUUAUGAGGAGGCCAUUCCAUACCACUUCCCCCCUACACCCCAGGAUCUCCCGCAGUCAAGUACUGCCGACGAGUCCCAGCAAAAACCAUCCGGUGAGUCCCCGCCGUCAUCCGAGAUUCUCGCUGCAAAUCUCCCCGAUCCUCCCGCCACGGACCCCUCUUCAGAAUUGGAUGGACAGUCGGCGGCUAAGAAGCAGAAGACAAAUAACUCAGAUGAUCAUGGCCCUAAUCGCGGCCUUGAGGAAAGCUUCGCGAGUGUCCAUGGCACUGAAGCGAGAAGCGAGGAUGGAUGGGAGGAUGUCGACGGCUCAAUUGAGAGGCUGGAUGAUGAUCCGGUUGAAGUUGACAAGGAGCCUUCGAUUGCUGAUGUGCAAAGUGUACGAUCCAGCAGUGUUGACGAUGUGCAUUCCGUGGACAAUUUGCUUGAGAAGGAUUGGUAGUUAAUACGAUGAUAUCUCAUCUGUUUUGUUUUAAUAGACUAUUCUUGUUGUAGAUGACUCCAACAACACUGAAGGAGUCAGUGGAACGAAGGUUCACUUGAUUGAGGCUGCAUAAAUAUUGAAUUGAAGGCAUUAUUUGAACACCGGAUCUG